This is a messenger RNA of Alternaria hordeiaustralica, 2466 nucleotides long. RefSeq lists its product as uncharacterized. The coding region runs from base 1 to 2466 and encodes 821 amino acids. Lineage: Eukaryota; Fungi; Ascomycota; Dothideomycetes; Pleosporales; Pleosporaceae. The transcript has 2 exons. The record is from RefSeq and is a predicted model, not a curated record.
AUGAACCCCGUACCCGUCGUACAUCCCAUCCAACCACCCAUGGCCCACCAAGCUCAGAAACGCCCAAGAUCAGAAGACGAAGAACAAAAAGCGCAAGCAAAGCGCGCCCGCAACGAUUCCAUCACAACAUCCCAAGAGCAGCGCUACAACGACAACAAGCCCGCCAUCGAAGCCUGGUGCAAAGCGCAGCAAACCCACCCCAAAGCACGUUGGUACGAGAAACUUCACGCAUGGGAAACAAAUGGCUGUCGCGACGUGAGACGAAAGUCGCCCGCAACAACAUCGCCGCCUCCUCCCUUGCCCAUCACACAAACCCCCGGAAUGGAUUCGCCCGCAGAGAUCCUCGCCACCCGCCGCCAAUGGGGCGACACAAAACCAGACCAACACAUACAUCCCCUAGACAAAGCCGCCGUCCCUGAAUAUCCCACCGAAGACUCACUCGCGGCUUGUACUAAGAGACCAGAUGGUUUGUACAAAUGCCUACACGCUGAGGGUAGCCACCACAAGUGUUGCCGCGAGGGUCUUACAGAGAAGAACAAGAAACAUGCUAUUGGCAAGCAGAUCCGGGCGUGGAAGACGCGGGUUGAGGAGAUGGUGCUCAAGGGGGAACUGCAUGUUGCGCAUAAGACGUGGGGGGAUUGGAAUAAGAAGAGUAAGGGGGAGUUUGGGGAGGAGGUGGAGAGGUGGGAUGGGGUGUUGGGGCUGUUGGGGGGUGUGCUGGGGGGAAGGAGGGCAGGGCAAGCGCGGUCUGAGACGCCUGCGAGGAGGAGUCGGGUUGAGGCUGCUCGUCAGGGACCUACACAACAACAUGGGAACCAGUCGCAGCCAUCGACUUUCCCUUCUCCAGGAUCGCGGGCUCAGCAGAUGUCUUCGUCGCGACAGGCUACCCCCACACGCGCAGCAUCGUGGCAGUUCCAGCAUCAGUCCCCACAACAGUGGUCAGUUCAACAUCCAGUCAACACGGGCAGUAUAGCUGCAUCCCGACAUCAGCCGAUAUCUCCGUCGCAACCUCAAGCGCAACAUAACUUCCUCAACUCGCCAACACAAUCUCUUACUCCCUCGACCACAUCAACAAGUCCCGCUCCAGCAGCAAAGCGUCAAGCCGGCGAACCUGCAUUUGGCUACAAUGGAUUGCCUCCAAAUGGAUCACAUCGACAGCGGGAACUUUCCAGCUUCUCUCCUCAGCGCAGGUCGCAGGAGCAUACUGCGAUCGCAUCUGCAACAGCCCCCUCAUUCGCUCACCAUCUGGCGCAAUAUGCAACACCGCUGCGUCAGACACUGUCGCCAGUCGCGUCUGCACAAUUGGGUCAUCAUAGUAACGAUCUGACUACACCGCACUCCAUGAAUCGAAAGCAAGAGCAGCGCCGACCGCAACAGCAAGCUCCGCCGCAGGUUCAAAAUGCUAGACAGCAGCAAGCUGAUGUCCAGCUGCUACCAUCAGGUGUGACGACAAACCAUGCGGCCAAACCACAUCCAGCGUCGACCCAGAUGGCUACAAGCCCAAGCACAGCACCAAAUCACACUUCCACUCCCAUCAAUACACCAAAAAUAACCUCCACCACUCACACACUCUCGCCGGACAAGUCUUCCACGCUUGCAGCUUCGUCGCCUGCGAAGGCAGAGCCUGCUGUCGACUACCGCCCGGUAGCAAUGCGCAUGCUACAGAAGCAGAUCAAGGAUCAUGAGCCUAUUGUGCUUGGUGAAGUGAAGAUCACCAGGGACGAUGUGAACAGCAACAUGAGUGGCUGUGUGGGAAGACUGGCGACGGCAUUGCGGUUGGAAGCUGAGGAAGCUGCGAAGAAGGAGGCUGAGGCAGCUGCGCGGAGGGAGGUUGAAGAAGCUGCAAAGAAGAAAGCUGAGGAGACUGCGUAUGCCAACUCGAAGCACGCUUCUCAAGGUCAAGCUGAAACUACCGACGAGGUUGCGGCUCUCGCGGUCUCAAACAUCAACGAAGGCCACGAACUAGACUACCUCUUCUCCGACAACCCCAUCCCCGCCUCUCAAAGCCACCCCAUCGAUUUCGGCAACCCAAACGACUACCUCUUCUCUUCCAGUCCCAACAGUCCCGACAAUAACGAAUGGCGCCCAGAGAUCAUACCCGACCUGCCACCCAACUUCGGCAAAAUGGACCUUAUCGGGAUGACACGUCGCGCCUUUGAAGAAGAACCCUCACCCUCACAGCCAGAAGAGCAACCCGAGCCUGAGCCAGAAGAAGACACACUAGCCGACCUGAGCUACCCAGAAGCGUGGUUCAUAGAAGACGUAGAGGACUUCGUGACUCAGGGUCCGCUUCCUGAGUGGAUGCUACGGCCUACGACGGAUUUUACUUUGGAGAAUAUGCAGAUGGAGGGGUUUGAUGGGGAUUUGGGGAUGCCGGGGGAUCCGGAGGAGUGGGUGCAGGCUACCAGAGACUGGCGGGCGGAAAGGGAUGCGGGUCGGAGGGAAGCGCGUGGAGAUGUGCUGUGA